AUGGACAGAUUUGUGAAACUACCAAUGCCCUGUAACAAGAUUCUUGCGACUUAUGUAUGGAUUGACGGAUCCGGAAUAAAUUUGAGGAACAAGGACAAAAUAUUAACUUGCACUCCAUAUACCCCAGAAGCAGCACCAGACUGGGCAUUCGAUGGUAGUUCCACAGGACAAGCUACCACAGAUAACUCUGAUACUAUUCUAAAGCCGUGUGCCAUAUAUAGAGACCCUUUUAGGAUGGAGCCACAUAUGUUAAUAUUAUGCGAGGUUUAUGCAGGCGAUGGUAAACCGGUAGCUACGAAUAAUAGAAAAUUUUGUAACGACUUAUGCGAAUUUCACAAAGCCGAAGAACCUUGGUUUGGUUUAGAGCAAGAAUAUACUAUGCUUGAUGUGGAUGGUUGGGGUUUAGGGUGGCCGAAAGGUGGCGGUUUUCCUGCUGUAAAGUAUGAGUUUUCAUACUGUGGAGUGGGAGCAAAGUACGUGGCAGGUCGCGACAUUGUAGAAUGUCAUGCUAAAGCUUGUCUUUAUGCUGGUUGUGAUUUUGAGGGUACUAAUGCUGAAGUUAUGUUUUCUUCUUGGGAAUGGCAAAUUGGUACCACAGUGGGCAUUAAGGCUCCAGAUGAUUUGUGGAUAUCACGUUAUAUAAUGUCCCGAGUUGCUGAAUCUUAUGGCGUCGAUAUAACUUAUCAUCCAAAGCCCAUGGGUCCUAAGCAUCCUGGUUUAGGUAUGCAUCAUAAUUUUAGCACAAAAAAAAUGCGCUCAGAUGGUGGUUACAAAUUUAUUGAAGAAUGCAUUAAGAAACUUGAAACUAAUCAUUUGAAACAUAUGAAACAUUACAGUACUGAUGAGUUAGGAAACCGAAUGCGACUCUCAGGAAAAUUUGAAACGGCUCCUUUUGACAAAUUUUCUUGGGGCAUCGCCAACAGAAAAGUAUCUAUUCGUAUUCAACGAAGUGUUAAGGAAAAGGGUAGAGGCUUCCUUGAAGACAGACGGCCCAGCGGAGAUUGCGAUCCCUACUUGGUUUGUGGAUUGUUACUAGAAACAUGUCUAGGACCAGCAGGUCGUAGCAGUGGUUCUCCUUGUCCACCAACACCAAAAUGCAGAUAG
Parnassius apollo (apollo) is the source of this 1104-nucleotide messenger RNA. Lineage: Eukaryota; Metazoa; Arthropoda; Insecta; Lepidoptera; Papilionidae. The record is from the annotation of a GenBank genome assembly.